CUAACAAGAAACUAGCAUACUUGAGCAGCAACAAUUUUUAUGUUUUAUAUUCUGUUGUUUGUGAAAAUUUUAAAACCGAAGUCAACGGCGUCAGCACGCUUUCUCUGCUGCUGACGUGCUCGAGUUAAUUCUAACAUGUCGCAACAACGCGCCACGGAGCAGAAUGCAGCGAGCAACAACAAACAGGAAGUGAUUACUCUGGACGACGACGACGACGAAGAUGGGGAUGUGCAAUUCCUGGGAGCUGGGCGUCCCAUCGCCACCAUCGAUCUCUGCCUGUCUCCCUCCACUUCGGCGGCGGCCGCUGCUCGUUCCGGAAACGGGCCUGCCGGCGACACAGGAACAGGAUCCGGAUCAGGGUCAGGAUCUGGAGCUGCUGCAGUGGCAUUAGAUCCAAAUUCUACUACUAUGUCAUCCGGCCAUGCAUUAAAAACAUCAAACCAAGAUGCGGCCACCGGAAUUGCUGGCGGAGAUUCUCCAUCAGCAUCUGCUUCUGCCCUGGAGUGUCCCAUCUGCCUUCAAACCUGUAUCCACCCAGCUCGUCUUCCCUGUGGACACAUCUUCUGCUUCUUGUGCGUUAAGGGCGUUGCUUACAAGAACCGACGGUGUGCCAUGUGCCGUCGCGAAAUCCCCGCCGAAUUUCUGGACCAUCCCCAGUUGGUAAACGGCAUCGAGGACAUCUGCACCACCCGCGCCACCGAGGACGGCUAUCAGUGGUACUACGAGGGCAGGAACGGUUGGUGGCAGUACGAUGACCGCACGAGUCAGGACAUCGAGGAGGCCUUCAAGAAGGGCGAAAAAUCCUGCACCAUCCUGGUGGCGGGUUACGUCUACAUUGUGGACUUGGAGCAGCUAGUGCAGCAGCGCCAAAACGAACCCACUCGCUGCAGGAGGGUCAAACGAGAUCUGGCCACCAUACCGAAGAAAGGGGUGGCCGGCUUGCGGAUCGAGGGCAACCAGGUGACCAGCGACACCAUCUUCAGCCGACCUGCCAGCACAGCCCAACCAGGAACCGUGGCAGCAGCUGCCUCCAGUUUCAUAUCCACAAUAGCAGCAACGGAUGCGGCAAUAAGGAUCGCUAGCGACAUAAUUGGGUCCACACUGGCACAUGCGGACGAGCUCACCCGGGGACUGGCAGCCAGCAACAUCAGCGAUGAUUCCAGCAGCAGCGGUGAGCAAUCCAACUCCACAAAUUUACAGGAUGCAGGACGCUCGCCUGUCUCCGCUUCUGGCUCAAGUUCCAUGCAGGAUCUGAUCACGCGGGACCUGAGGAACACACAGCAGGUGAUUGCCCACAAUCAGCACACCAUCGAUCUCUUCGAGCAGGCCUUGAACGACUUCCAGGCACUAACCAUGCGCAACUAUGUAGACUCCAGCGACGAGGAGGAUAACGAAGAGGAUCAGGACCAGCGGGAGCUGCGGGAACGCGACCAGCCGGAGGCGGGCGAGCAGCCCCAGUCCGGCGAUAGUCACCAGGGAGUCUAGAAGUUACACAGCUCACUCUACAAAACACUUACUCUAUUGCUAGCCUAGCCCAUACACUUAAAGAAAAGAUCUAUGUUCCUCUUAGCAGAUCCACUGAACGGAAAGGGAAUGUUAACUAGAGAAAUGCAGCGCGUACCUGAGAAUAUAUCAACUAAAUAUAUCGAUAGGCUCCGAGCGUUGAGCGUUGAGCGUUGAACAGAAAUAGAAACAGAACAGAAAGUCUACAGGGUAAACGAACACAUAUUCCUUUAAACUUUAAAUGAUAUACUUAGCAACAGAGGUUACAGCAAAAUUGAUAGCAGACAAAAAUAAUCUAUAUAAUAUUCCACUCAACUUACUCUAACAAUUGGGCAGAAAAUUGUUUUUAACCUGAGAGAAAUGGCCAGUUUCAGAUUUUAAAAAGCAAUCUCUUCUACUCCCUAAAGAACCUUGCAGUGCUCCGCUGUACAAAGUUUUAACCAUAACCCAAUAUUUAGAUAUUCGAAAAUUCUUCGCAAAACUAAAUUUAUUCGACUGCCAACAGUCUCAUAAUGCAAGCUGGCAAAAGUAAGGCAACCACCAAGACAGAUUAGUGUGAAAACGACAAUAUGUGUGAAUUAGGAUUUACUUGACAUGGAUCCAGUUCUCGAAAGAUAAACAAGCAGGAAAUUCCCAUUUAGAUAAAGGAUAUUCAGUGCGUUUCGUACAACGGAAUGUUUUACGUCUCAAGAAUUGACUUACUAAAAGUUUCUUUGUUUCAACGUCUAUGUUUUCGAAACGCACUGAGAUCAAGGGAAUCAGAUCCAGUAUUAAUUAUUAAGUCGCCGUUAAGUGCGUUAAACAAAAACCGUUCUGUGACAGUUAAAUAUAUUGAUAUUUGUAUUGUGUAAGUUACUAUAAUAAAAGUAUUUAGGAAAAAUGGGGAAGUCAGAUUACAAAUGACUACCUGAAGACCUGAUGUAUAUUAUGUGCAACAAGGAAU
Molecule: messenger RNA, 2446 nt
Organism: Drosophila ficusphila
Lineage: Eukaryota; Metazoa; Arthropoda; Insecta; Diptera; Drosophilidae
Gene: Rnf146
Product: E3 ubiquitin-protein ligase RNF146
Biological process (GO): ubiquitin-dependent protein catabolic process; Wnt signaling pathway
Cellular component (GO): nucleus; cytoplasm
Molecular function (GO): poly-ADP-D-ribose binding; ubiquitin protein ligase activity; zinc ion binding
Source: RefSeq, a predicted model, not a curated record